Molecule: messenger RNA, 1167 nt
Organism: Alternaria metachromatica
Lineage: Eukaryota; Fungi; Ascomycota; Dothideomycetes; Pleosporales; Pleosporaceae
Exons: 2
Coding region: 1-1167 (388 amino acids)
Source: RefSeq, a predicted model, not a curated record
AUGUGGUCUAGCUUCCUUUCCCGAGCGCGUCCUACCCCUGAGAGAACAACACCUGCAGUGCAGUGCACGGUCGACACGCCGGAAGAUGUAGCUGCAUCGGUGGAAGACAGACAUGUCGAUAUGUCGGAGUUGCAGCCGACUAUUGUUCUUGACGAUAGCGGCGACGCCACCCUAUUGGUCGGCACCGAUUCAGCUGGUCUUCAGCCGGUCCAGGUAUCUUCGACAGCCAUGACCUUGGCGAGCCCGGUAUGGAAAGCAAUGUUCGAGCGACACCGGAAAGAAAACGGCGCCAUUGAGGUGCCGCUCCGCGAUGACGAAGUAGAUGCGUUGUAUAUUGCACUUCGAAUCGCUCAUCUGCGCUUCCAUGAGAUACCAAGGAAAGACGGCCUUACAAUUGAUGCCCUACUCGAGCUCGCUGUCGUGUGCGCCAGAUACGACAUUGUCAAGCUUGUUCGGCCGUUCCUGGAUCUCUACGGAUGGGCGCAAUGCCACUAUCCCGAUACGGACUCCGGAGAACGAUGCGAUCCCGGCUGGUUCUAUGUAGCCUGGACUUUUGGCUACAAAGACAGCUUUCAGCGUCUCACCCGGUUUACAGUGAAGAAGAUUGGGCUAGAUGACGACGGGAAUGCUAUCAUGGACGAUGGCCAAAAGCUUCCAAAGUAUAUGCCUCCAGGGCUUCUGGAGCGCAUGUUGCAAAUCAGGGAAGCUACACUUUCGGCUAUGCUGGAUGUUCUCUACGACAUCCUAGACGAUAUCAUACACGUGUAUGUCUGUCAAGUCGAUGAAUCAUGGGAGCCCAAGUGUCGAGCCAUGGUUUUAGGCUCCUUCAUCUCUUUCCUCUUGGAGAAUGAUCUCUACCCAGUACGACGGAGAGCUUCCGAAACUCCCUUCAGCAUCCAAAAGCUUUACGAUCUCGCGCACUCUGCCCAGAUUUUGACUUUCGAAUCACAUGACUAUACAGGUAUGGCAGCACAUAUCCGGCGGUCUAGUUGGGAUCCUGCAAACGUUACGGCGGAGACUUUCAAAAACAAUGGCGGCCUUACUCUGCACAAGAAGUGUUUUGGGGCCUUUCAUCUCCGAUCAAAGCUGAAGACUAUUUACUCAGACAUAGGCUCAGCCGUGCUCCAAUCUCACAUUGAGCAUAUGGAUAAGCAGGCUCUGAAGUAA